UUCUCUCAGUCACACGUACGAAUUUUACUCAACCUCUCGCAACUAUGUCUGGACGUGGAAAAGGUGGUGCCGGCAAAGCCAAGGGAAAGUCAAAGACCCGCUCGACUCGCGCUGGACUUCAAUUCCCAGUGGGCAGAAUUCAUCGUCUGCUCCGCAAAGGCAACUACGCCGAGCGAGUUGGUGCUGGAGCUCCAGUCUACUUGGCUGCCGUCAUGGAAUACUUGGCCGCUGAGGUCCUCGAGUUGGCAGGUAAUGCCGCUCGUGACAACAAGAAGACCAGGAUCAUCCCCAGACAUCUCCAGCUGGCCAUCCGCAAUGACGAAGAAUUGAACAAACUCUUGUCCGGAGUCACCAUCGCCCAGGGUGGUGUCCUGCCAAACAUCCAGGCCGUACUUCUGCCCAAAAAGACUGAGAAGAAAGCUUAAAUUUCUUUACCACACACUUGACAAACAACCGGCCCUUCUCAGGGCCAACAAAUUAUACAACACAGGAAUAUCUAUUCAUUGACCAUAAUAUUGAUAAAAAAAAUCCACUUACAAUUAAGGACGCGCAAUGCACGGGUAAA
Molecule: messenger RNA, 565 nt
Organism: Trichogramma pretiosum
Lineage: Eukaryota; Metazoa; Arthropoda; Insecta; Hymenoptera; Trichogrammatidae
Product: histone H2A
Exons: 1
Coding region: 45-425 (126 amino acids)
Cellular component (GO): nucleosome
Molecular function (GO): DNA binding; structural constituent of chromatin; protein heterodimerization activity
Source: RefSeq, a predicted model, not a curated record